UGGGACGUCAACAGUCAGAAAGGUAAUGCCACAAGAGCCCUCUGAAGAUAACUGGAGUUCAAGUGGCUUGGGGACUACUGAAAGAACAAUUCCUACCUAUAGGGCAAUCAAAGCCAGUGACAAUUCUGCAAAAACUUCCAGUGAUUUUUGGGAAAUGCACAGCGAGAGGGAGGUUGAAGACCACAGCCCACAUCUGAGGUUAUCAUCCAGUCCUGUGACCUUUGAGAAGCUGAUGAACAUGAUGCACAUCAACUUGGAAGCCAUCAACACCUCAGACCCAGUCUCUCGAGCAGGGCCCAGCACGGAGUACCCAAAACAAAGCAGAAGAUCAUCUAAUACUCCAGCAAGCAAACCUCUUCCACAGCCAGCAACCUCUUCAGUCAAAAAGACUGACGCAGGGCCAUCUGGUUUUCAAGGGACGUCAACAGUCAGAAAGGCAAUGCUGCAAGAGCCCUCUGAUGAUACCUGGAGUUCAAGCGACUUAGGGACUACUGAAAGAUCAUUUUCUACCUAUAGGGCAAUCAAAGACCACAGCCCACAUCUGAGGUCAUCAUCCAGUCCUGUGACCUUUGAGAAGCUGAUGAACAUGAUGCACAUCUAUUUUGAAGCCAUCAACACCUCAGACCCAGUCUCUCGAGCAGGGCCCAGCACGGUCAGUCCACCAGGAGCAAAGAGCUGCAGGGCCAAUUCACCAAACAUGCAGAGCUUCAAUGCAACUGCAAAAAGAUCAGACAGAACCACCUCACAGUGUGGGUCAGACAGCACCUCCUCACAGUGUGGGUCAGACAGCACCUCCUCACACUGUGGGUCAGACAGCACCGCCUCACAGUGUGGGUCAGACAGCACCGCCUCACAGUGUGGGUCUGCUCAUUCCUCACCCAAUAGCCCUGUUAUUAACUGGCCUGUCUUAGAUUCAGGACGGCACUGCGAGCAUGUUGCACGCUGCACUUGGGGUGAGAGUGAUGAGGAAUCCGAAAAUUCAUUGCUAUUGCCGUGACCCUGAUGUUUUAUAAGAUAGUGAAAUUGCUUUUAUUAGCUAUUAAGAGAGAGUAAUAAAAGAUCAUAAACAUAAGUCUGUAUCUUUCUUCUGACAGCCAUUUGGGUCCAGAUCCAUAUUUUGUAGUAUUUGGAUAUGGAUAAUUAAAAACCCAUCACCGCUUUCAUUAAAAAAGCCAAACUUUCAAAAUAGGGGGCCAAGUUAGACCCAGUUGUUUCACUUGCAAAUGCAGUGUGGUCCAGUGGUUGAAGUUGAGGGCUUGUAACCUCAAAAUCACCAGUUCAAAUCCC
Polyodon spathula (Mississippi paddlefish) is the source of this 1287-nucleotide messenger RNA. RefSeq lists its product as uncharacterized. The record is from RefSeq and is a predicted model, not a curated record. The transcript has 2 exons. The coding region runs from base 26 to 997 and encodes 323 amino acids. Lineage: Eukaryota; Metazoa; Chordata; Actinopteri; Acipenseriformes; Polyodontidae.